GUUGCCGCGGUGCGCAAGCCGCCGAUGCCUUACGCGUGCACUUCUGGCGCGCCGCCGCUCCUCACUCGCUCCAGCCUCGCGCUGGCCGCUGUCGGGGCGUAUGUCAACGUGCCGCUGGUGACGACGGCGCGCGCGGCGCUGUGCAAGCAGAUGGGCGCGCUCUUCCUGACGCAGUGGCGCGCCCACCGGCAUGUGUGCGAGAACUUCUCGCCGUGGCGCAACGCCACCGAGUGCACGGGGAUGCGCUUCUACCACUGGGGCGCGCUGGCCGGCUUCAUCGGGCUGCUCGACGCAGGCUUCUACCAGAGGCCGCGGCAAGCGGCUGCUGACUUCACGAUCACGUAG
Messenger RNA from Emiliania huxleyi CCMP1516, 345 nucleotides. RefSeq lists its product as hypothetical. The record is from RefSeq and is a predicted model, not a curated record. The annotation marks the transcript as partial. Lineage: Eukaryota; Haptophyta; Isochrysidales; Noelaerhabdaceae. The transcript is spliced from 2 exons.